This is a messenger RNA of Achroia grisella, 2894 nucleotides long. RefSeq names its product dolichyl-diphosphooligosaccharide--protein glycosyltransferase subunit 2 (gene OstDelta). Lineage: Eukaryota; Metazoa; Arthropoda; Insecta; Lepidoptera; Pyralidae. Bases 140 to 2005 code for a protein of 621 amino acids. The transcript is spliced from 10 exons. Gene Ontology annotation, biological process: protein N-linked glycosylation. The record is from RefSeq and is a predicted model, not a curated record. Gene Ontology annotation, cellular component: oligosaccharyltransferase complex; membrane.
CGUGACGUCGAUGAUUUCUGUCAAAUUCUAUCCGGCUAUCGUAUAAUUUUGUGAAUUUUCUCAGCAAUAUUCUUGAUUUACAUUAAUUGUAGGUUUUCCAUUACUAUCAGAGUGAUUAUUCUGAUUGAUAUCUAAAAUUAUGCAAUCAUUAGAAUUAUUAUUAUUAAUAUUAAGUAUAUUCACAAUAAGUAAUGCAACCCUUCAAAGCACCAUAGAUCUGCCACGCCUACAAGUGAUAUUGCAGGAUGGUAUUAAAUCUAAGGAUGUUAGUUCACUGUAUUUUGCUAUAAAAGGAUUGAAGCAGUUGAAAGCAUCCAUACCUGAUGUCUGCCAAGACCUUAAAAACUCUAAAUAUGAUAUAAAAAAUGUUGAACAAAUAUUCUACCUCACAAAUGCGGCAGCCCUGUCAAAUUGCCAGAAUGUACUGUCGCCAGAUGUUCUAAAGACUCCAACUCAAGUCCUGGAUAAAAAGGAUGUGACUAUCCGUGAACUGUACUAUGCUGUUUACUCACUGAAGGCCUUGGGGAAAGGCUCUAUAUAUGAUAAGGAGGAUGCCUUGAAGAAUCUUAUUCAGUUAUUGAAGAAGGACGAUUCACCAGUGAAUUACGGAUAUGUGUUUGGACUGUGUGAACACAUGGGGUGCGGUGUGUGGACUUCCACGCACGCGGAGGGCGUGCUGCUGGCGGCCGACGAGAGCGACGCCAAGGCGCUACACUUCGAGGGCGGAUUACCAGUCACCUCACUACUUCUCACCACCAUCGUCAAAACUUACAAAGAACUAAAGAAGCCAUUGCCGCUAACUGAGGAGCAACGCUACAAGUUCGCUGAAUACUUGCUCUCCCGCCGCUCAGUGAAUUCCCCGCGCGGAGCGUCGCUCCUGCUCGACGCAGCCCUUGCGCUUGCUGAUGUCGAUCCCACACCAAUCAGCAUCUCAAUCAAGGGCAAGAAAUAUGUCACGGCUGAAUACGAGAGCGUCGAGGUCUCCAUCACUGACCUGAUUGGUCGCCCUAUCAAAGCACUGAAACCUGAAGAAGUAGUCGCCCAAUCAGGCACAAGACUUGCCGACGAUGUUGUUGUCCUCUCGAAGCAACCAUUGACACAGAAACCCAAAGAUACAACAACAUUCAUCCUUAAUUUGUCAAAGAUUAAGGCUCAAUAUGGUUUGUACAAGAUUGUUCUCAGCGCUGGAGGCAAGACGGCAAGUGUGAAUAUAGCAGUGUUGGGUGAAAUACAAGUCUCUAAUAUAGAGGUCGGUGUUGGAGAUGUCGAUGGUACUACAAGCCCCAAAAUCACAAAUGUUGCAUAUCCUAACAAACUGAGCGAGAAACUGCAAGCUGAUCAUUUACAAAAGGUCUCGUUGAAGUUUAACGUCCGUGACAAAUGGAACAAGCCAGUACUGGUGCAGCAGGCGUUCGUGCGCGUGGGCAGCCUCGCCGGCGAAGACGAGGCUAUAUUCGUGGCAGAGCCGGACAACACUAAGGCCUACAAAGUUGAACUGAAUGUGGGUGCUAUUGGUAAACAUUUGAACCAAGUAUCGGGCACCUAUACGCUGACUGUGUACUUGGGAGACAGCGCAGUUUCCAAUCCUAUCUCGUGGACCAUCGGCGGUGUGGCGUUCAACUUUGGAAAGGAUGUUACCCCAGUUGGGUGGGCGGCGCGGGGCGCGGCGCCGCUGCCGGAGAUCGCGCACUCGUUCCGGUCGGCGGAGGCGCGGCCGGCGCGCGUGCUGUCGGACGUGUUCGCGGCGGCGUGCGGGGCGCCGCUGGUGCUGCUGGUGGUGUUGUGGGCGCGGCUGCGGAUCAACUUCGGGAACUUCCCCGCCACGCCCAGCGCGCUCGUCUUCCACCUCGCCCUGGGAGCUUCGUUGUCGCUGUACGGCGUGUUGUGGCUGAAGCUGACGAUGUUCGAGACCGUGCGCUACUUGCUGCCUCUGGGAGCGCUCACCUUCCUCUCCGGACACCGCCUACUGCGGCGGCUCGUGCAAGACAAGAGCCAUUCUCGUUAGACGUCCAUUUAUAUUGGUCCGAGGGUUUCUUAUAAUAACAUACACAAUCAAUUAUAUUUAGGUACUAACAUUGCCUUUAAACAAGAAGCACGGCGCGUCUGCGGAGUGACAGAAUUAAGGUGAAACCAUAGUGGUAUAGGUUCACGUUCUUUUCUCUGCUACUUUUACUACCCUACGUCUCCAUGUGAAGUGCCUAGCAUGAUGUUGACGGGCUAUAGUGUGUACCAUCGUGAUAGCUUCGAAGUGAUUGUUUUAUAAUAUAGUGUCAGAGUAUGUGCAAUUAUUCAUAAUACAUUAAUUUACACCUAUUUAUUUCUUAUUAAUAUUGGUACCUAAGUAUUAAGGGUAAAACUUGAUUGUGUUGGUCACAAUUUCUAUAUUUUAUUCAAAUCCAAAGACUGACUGAUAACCCUCGACCAUAACACUAGUUUUGUACUAAUAGUCUAUUGUCAAUACGAUUUUUUCAGUUGUUCCUGCUACUGUAGAAAUGCAGAGCUGCAAAAAUAUUCGCAUUUACCCUUAGAAAAUAGAAUUGUAUUAAUAGGAAAUGGUCAUAAUGAAAUAGACAUAAACAGUUAUAUUUUUUUAAUUAAAUUCUUUAUUGCCCUGGGAGCCUCGAACCAAGUGAACGAGAAUUUCUAGUAUUGCAGAAAAUAACGCGCAUCCAUACAGAAAGUUCAUGAAACAUCGCGAACUAUUUAUAACUGGGAGCAGCGAGAAAUUAGGAUUUUGUUGACACCUGAAUCAGUAAUGCAUCCAUUAUCCUCAUGUCAAAACAGUAUAUAUGUAGGUCUCAGUUUCAUUCCAACUGCAAGUAGGUGCAACAUAGUCGGUUUUUAUAUGCAUUAAUUAAUUUAAUGUGAUUUUUUUAAUAAAAUACGUGAUUUGU